AGGUCCCGAGCCGGACGCGAAGAAUGGCGGAUGUGCGUGAGGCGGACGAAGCAGAAUUGCAGCGCCUGGUGGCGGCUGAACAGCAGAAGGCGCAGUUCACUGCACAGGUGCAUCACUUCAUGGAGCUAUGUUGGGAUAAAUGUGUGGAGAAGCCAGGGAAUCGCUUAGACUCUCGCACUGAAAAUUGUCUCUCUAGCUGUGUGGACCGCUUCAUUGACACUACUCUUGCUAUCACCAGUCGGUUUGCCCAGAUUGUGCAGAAAGGAGGGCAGUAGGCCAGCUCCUGGGAGAAUGACAGAAGCAGCAAAGGACUUGUUAUUAAGCAGAUUGCAAGCCAGUGGGGGAAGGUUGUCAACCCACUGUCAGGUCAACUUCAGGCUAUUAACCAAGGCUGUCGGUACGAAAAAGUAACAGAUCAAAUGUUCAAAAAGUGAAAUUUAUUUAUUUGGAAUUCAGAAAUUCCAUGUUGUAUCACAAGUUAUUCAAUAAAUGUGAAUUCUCCAACUGUC
This is a messenger RNA of Diceros bicornis minor, 509 nucleotides long. RefSeq names its product translocase of inner mitochondrial membrane 8 homolog B (gene TIMM8B). The transcript is spliced from 2 exons. The record is from RefSeq and is a predicted model, not a curated record. The coding region runs from base 24 to 275 and encodes 83 amino acids. NCBI's taxonomy places the organism in Eukaryota, Metazoa, Chordata, Mammalia, Perissodactyla, Rhinocerotidae.